Molecule: messenger RNA, 228 nt
Organism: Colletotrichum karsti
Lineage: Eukaryota; Fungi; Ascomycota; Sordariomycetes; Glomerellales; Glomerellaceae
Exons: 1
Coding region: 1-228 (75 amino acids)
Source: RefSeq, a predicted model, not a curated record
AUGAAGUUUACCGCCCUCUUCGCUCUCUUGGCGCCUCUGGCCCUGGCCGAAACCUGGAACCUCUCGGGUACCUGCUCCACCAGCGAGACCUGCGAGAUCGACACGCAGUACACCAGCCCGGAGGUCGCUUGCGGGAACUCAAACGGACACUUCGAUGGCUCAGGCAACGGCGGGAAGACGAGUUGCACCCCCGCGGGCACCAAGUGCACCUACGUUUGGACGUGCUAG